CACGUGCCAUUGUCGUCAUACUACAUUCAUCCAUUCAAGAGAUAGUGUUACAACGCAAAAUUGUCAUACUCCUCUCAUAUUCCUCGCAGAGUAGGCUGUGACAUCACACUAUUAAAUGUCAGGUCAAAAUAAUCAACUCAAAAUAAUAAAAACAGAGUUUCAAAAUUGAUAUUAAAAAAUCAUGUUGAAGCCAAAAGCUCUCACUCAAGUACUUAGUCAAGCUAAUACAGGCGGCGUUGAAAAUACUUUAUUAUUAAACAGAGAUGGUGGUUUAUUAGCUUAUAGUGGUUAUGGAGAUAAAGAUGCAAGAGUAACCGCUGCUAUUACAAGCAACAUUUGGUCAGCUUACGAAAAAAAUGGACGAAAUGCAUUUAAGGAAGAUGAAUUACAAUUUGUGUUGAUGGAUUGCGCGGAUGGAAAAGUUGUAAUUACUGAAGUAGCCAAUCUAUUAUUAUGUUUAUAUGCAAAAGAAAAUGUGGGAUUUGGUUUGUUAAGAGAAAAAGCACAGGCUUUAGCAAGAUAUCUUGAUCAGCCACUGAAAAUAAUAGCCAACAUGCCUUAACAAAAAAGUAUAUUUACAAAUUUAUUUUGUUAUGACCUUAUGCUUUGAUAUUAAUUAUCUUUUAAUAAAAAUCGGUACACAAUUCUAUCAUAGAAAUGAAAUAUUUUUAAUUGAUGAAAAGUAUGAGUAAGAGUUUUUAAAUUAAAAUCUAUAAAAUAGUCAUAAAGACAACUCUAAUAUGUGUCACUAUUAUUGUUAACUUUUUUUUCAAUUACAUAUGUGUCAUCAAUUAACUGAUAUUGAAUCGUGUAGCUAUUUGUUUAUUUAAAGUACAAUUAAUACAAGUAAUUAUUCUUAAUAUAUUAUUAUAGUUCAUAUAGUACACUAUAAUAAAAAUUAUUCAAAUGGUUUGUAUAAAUGUCUAUAAUAUGUGUAUGUACAAUAUUAAAAACCUUAUGUAACGUGAUUGUUUUAAUAUUUAUAUUUCAUUUAAAAAGUGUUCUCAGUUAUAUUUUUACCAACUUCAUAUUAACAAAAUGUUUUGUUAGUAUUAAUUUAUCAUAAAUGUUAUUUUAUGAAAUUUGUGUUGUAUCUUGAGUAAUACAAUGAAACUUUAUUUUCAAACAAAUAUAAUGAAUUGUAUAAUUAUUCAGUCAUACUGAAUUUAUUGCGAGUUACAAGUAGCAGAACACUUGAAUAACCAUAA
Messenger RNA from Osmia bicornis bicornis, 1208 nucleotides. RefSeq names its product ragulator complex protein LAMTOR2 homolog (gene Lamtor2). Bases 182 to 562 code for a protein of 126 amino acids. Gene Ontology annotation, molecular function: molecular adaptor activity; guanyl-nucleotide exchange factor activity. The record is from RefSeq and is a predicted model, not a curated record. The transcript has 4 exons. Gene Ontology annotation, cellular component: Ragulator complex. Lineage: Eukaryota; Metazoa; Arthropoda; Insecta; Hymenoptera; Megachilidae. Gene Ontology annotation, biological process: positive regulation of TOR signaling; cellular response to amino acid stimulus.